AUGGCUUCCCAAUCGUCGCUUAAAGUCAUUCUUGGGACUCACAUGAUUGGAGACACUAGUAAAGACCCCGGAACCGUUCGCUUUGAUAAGGAUGAAGAUAUCCAAGCUCUUUUGGACGCAUUCCAUAGCCGUGGAUAUACUCAUCUCGAUACUGCCCGUGACUAUUCUCCGGGAGAUCAAGGUGCUUCAGAAUCACGCCUUGGUCGGGUCAAUGCAGUAUCCAGAUUUAAUGUGCACACAAAAGUGCACAGCGCUAAUCCUGGAGAUCACGAGCCUGCAAAGCUUGAGUUCAGUAUUAGCCAGUCGCUUCAUGACCUUCAGGCACCUAGUGUAGAGACCAUGUUCCUGCAUUUUCCAGAUCGUCAGACUCCCUUUGAAGAUACAGCAAAGGCAAUGAACAAUGCCAUUCAGCAAGGAAAGUUCAGGAACUUUGGAUUGUCUAACUAUUCGGCUACCGAAGUGGAAAGGUUCCUUACAAUCUGCGAGGAGCGUGGCUACGCAAAACCCAGCGUGUAUGAGGGGCAUUACAACGCCAUUGCAAGAGGAUGCGAGAAGGAGCUAUUUCCGCUCUUGCGCAAACAUAGCAUGUCGUUCUAUUGUUAUAGUCCUGCGGCCGGCGGUCUAUUCUCGGAACACUCGGAAACCUCAGGGCGCUGGCAGGAAGAUAACUUUAUCGGGAGGCCUUACAAUAUCAUGUAUAGGAAACCCCCAGUACACGCCGCAGUAGCUACCAUCCUUGAGCUCGCAAAGGAACACGGCAUGAAUGGGCAUGCAUCUGCAAUACGAUGGACUGCUUUUCAUAGCAACUUGGAUGGAACGUAUGGCGACGGCAUUAUUUUCGGAGUUUCAAGCGUUGGGCAGCUUAACAAAACUCUCGACGCACUCGAGGCGGGCCCUCUUCCUCCUGAGCUCGCAGAAGCCAUCACCGAAGUCUAUGAGAUAGUCGAGGGCGCUGAACCUCUCUAUUAUCUAUAG
Bipolaris sorokiniana ND90Pr is the source of this 975-nucleotide messenger RNA. RefSeq lists its product as uncharacterized. The record is from RefSeq and is a predicted model, not a curated record. Lineage: Eukaryota; Fungi; Ascomycota; Dothideomycetes; Pleosporales; Pleosporaceae. The transcript has 4 exons. Gene Ontology annotation, molecular function: oxidoreductase activity. The coding region runs from base 1 to 975 and encodes 324 amino acids.